Puma concolor (puma) is the source of this 2340-nucleotide messenger RNA. RefSeq names its product ring finger protein 214 (gene RNF214). Gene Ontology annotation, molecular function: ubiquitin-protein transferase activity. NCBI's taxonomy places the organism in Eukaryota, Metazoa, Chordata, Mammalia, Carnivora, Felidae. The record is from RefSeq and is a predicted model, not a curated record.
AUGGCCCCGACUCUCUCUGGGACCUUUCCAGAGGGGCUCUUCCCUCCGCUGGGUCUCCUUCCUUCUCGCGGUCGCCUCACUCUUCCUCCCCGCGCCCCGGGAGAGUCCACUUGUACCUUAGGGGGCUUCCGCGGAGUCCGCGGCGCUCGCACGGCGCCAGCGCUGGCCGCUAGGGGGCGCCGUCGGGGGCGGCGCGGUGCCGCCGCAGCCGUACAGAGCAUGAUGGCGGCGGCGUCUGAGGUAGCUGGUGUGGUGUCCAACGCCCCCAAUCCUCCAGAAUCCUCUUCUAGUUUAUGUGCUUCCAAAUCAGACGAAGGUCUCCCAGACGGUCUAAGCCCCAAAGACCCUGCACAGAAGCACAAGAACUCACCUCUGUCGAGUGUAAGUAGCCAAACGAUAACCAAGGAGAAUAACAGAAAUGUCCAUUUGGAACACCCAGAGCAGAAUCCUGGUUCAUCAGCAGGUGACACUUCAGCAGCGCACCGGGCGGUUUUAGGAGAAAACUUGCUAGCCACAGCCCUUUGUCUUUCUGGCGGUGGGUCUCAGUCUGAUUUGAAGGACGUGGCCAACACAGCAGGAGAGGAGGGGGACACGUGCCUCCGGGAGAGCCUCCAUCCUGUCACUCGGUCUCUUAAGGCAGGGUGCCAUACAAAGCAGCUUGCCUCCGGGAGUUGUUCUGAAGACAGAUCCCCACAAGCCUCCAUCCUAAAGGAAGGUAGCAGGGACACAGGCUUGGAUUUCCGACCUGUAGUGCCUCCAGCAAAUGGGGUUGAAGGAGUCAGAGUGGAUCAGGAUGAUGAUCAGGAUAGCGCUUCCCUGAAGCUUUCUCAAAACAUUGCUGUACAGACUGACUUUAAGACAGCCGAUUCAGAGGUGAACACAGAUCAAGAUAUUGAAAAGAAUCUGGACAAAAUGAUGACGGAGAGAACCCUGUUGAAGGAACGUUACCAGGAGGUCCUGGACAAGCAGAGGCAAGUGGAGAAUCAGCUCCAAGUGCAGUUAAAACAACUUCAGCAAAGGAGGGAAGAAGAAAUGAAGAAUCACCAGGAGAUAUUGAAGGCUAUCCAGGAUGUAACAAUAAAGCGAGAAGAAACAAAAAAGAAGAUAGAGAAAGAAAAGAAGGAGUUUUUGCAGAAGGAGCAGGAUCUGAAAGCUGAAAUUGAGAAGCUCUGUGAGAAGGGCAGAAGAGAAGUGUGGGAAAUGGAACUAGAUAGACUCAAGAAUCAGGAUGGCGAAAUAAAUCGGAACAUUAUGGAAGAGACAGAACGGGCCUGGAAAGCAGAGAUCUUAUCACUAGAGAGUCGGAAAGAGUUGCUGGUAUUGAAACUAGAAGAAGCAGAAAAAGAAGCAGAACUGCACCUCACUUACCUCAAGUCAACCCCCCCAACACUAGAGACCGUUCGUUCCAAACAGGAGUGGGAGACAAGGCUGAAUGGAGUUCGGAUGAUGAAAAAGAAUGUUCGGGACCAGUUUAAUAGUCAUAUCCAGUUGGUGAGGAACGGAGCCAAGCUGAGCAGCCUUCCUCAAAUCCCGACUCCUACUUUGCCCCCACCCCCAUCAGAGACAGACUUUAUGCUUCAGGUGUUUCAACCCAAUCCUUCUCUGGCUCCUCGGAUGCCCUUCUCCAUUGGGCAGGUCACAGUGCCCAUGGUUAUGCCCAGCGCAGAUCCCCGCUCCUUGUCUUUCCCAAUCCUAAACCCUGCCCUCUCCCAGCCCAGCCAGCCUUCCCCGCCCCUUCCUGGCUCCCAUGGGAGAAAUAGCCCUGGCUUGGGUUCCCUCGUUGGCCCCCACGGUCCACACAUGCCCCCUGCUGCCUCCAUCCCACCUCCCCCAGGCUUGGGCGGUGUUAAGGCUUCUACUGAAACUCCCCGGCCCCAACCAGUAGACAAACUGGAGAAGAUCCUGGAGAAGCUACUGACUCGCUUCCCACAAUGCAAUAAGGCCCAGAUGACCAACAUCCUUCAGCAAAUCAAGACAGCACGGACCACCAUGGCAGGCCUGACCAUGGAGGAACUGAUCCAGUUGGUAGCUGCACGACUGGCAGAACAUGAGCGGGUGGCAGCCAGUACUCAGCCACUUGGUCGGAUCCGGGCCUUGUUCCCUGCUCCAUUGACCCAAAUCAGUACCCCAAUGUUCUUGCCUUCUGCCCAAGUUUCGUAUCCUGGAAGGUCUUCACAUGCUCCAGCCGCCUGUAAGCUGUGUCUCAUGUGCCAGAAACUUGUCCAGCCCAAUGAGCUGCAUCCAAUGGCGUGUUCCCAUGUGCUGCACAAGGAGUGUAUCAAAUUCUGGGCCCAGACCAACACAAAUGACACUUGUCCCUUUUGUCCAACUCUUAAAUGA